Amaranthus tricolor (Joseph's coat) is the source of this 435-nucleotide messenger RNA. RefSeq lists its product as uncharacterized. The coding region runs from base 1 to 435 and encodes 144 amino acids. The record is from RefSeq and is a predicted model, not a curated record. The transcript is spliced from 2 exons. Lineage: Eukaryota; Viridiplantae; Streptophyta; Magnoliopsida; Caryophyllales; Amaranthaceae.
AUGUCAGCGGAAUUCAUUGCUCUUGCUUCAGCAUCUAGUGAAGCUGAGUGGUUAAGGAAUCUCAUGUUUGAGAUACCUUUGUUACCUAAGCCAAUUUCACCGGUGGCGAUUCAUGCGGAUUGCAUGACGGGUUUAGGUAGGGCUUAUAGUCAAGUGUAUAAUGGUAAGUCUCGUCAUAUUGCUCUCAGGCACAGCCUGGUGCAAGGACUUAUCACUAAUGGGGUCAUAACUUUUGACUAUGUGAACACUAAGUUGAAUGUAGCCGGUUCUUUUACGAAAGCCAUGACUAGGGAUUCAAUUAAACAAGCGUCAAACCGUGAUGAACAAGGUAGUCGUCCAUUUAAAGUUCUCAAGAUCAAGAGUAGAAGAGCUCUUGGUGUUGUAUCCGUUUCAAGGGGAUAUGCUUUUAUACGUAGUGAGAACCUACCUAUAUAA